This is a messenger RNA of Leptonychotes weddellii (Weddell seal), 4708 nucleotides long. Lineage: Eukaryota; Metazoa; Chordata; Mammalia; Carnivora; Phocidae. The record is from RefSeq and is a predicted model, not a curated record.
UGUCCUGGGGACGCCGUGACGCUGCGGCGUGCGCUCCGCAGCGCGGGAGUGAAGUCUGUCGAAUUGCUUUCUAGCCUGGAUACCUGAGUUCCAGGCCCUGCUGUUGUGGCGCUUCACAAGUCAUCCAGCUGAAGGAGGAGGCCGGUUGAACUGACUCUUCUCAGGAUAUUUAUUGAGCACUCCCCUAGGCUCUGGGGAUACCAACAAUGAACAAAACGGGCACAAGUCUUUCUGCUUUUGGACCUUUCAUUUUGGAGAGAGAUAGACAAGCCUACUAAGAUGAAUGAAAAAAAGUUGGAAACAACUCCACAGCAGCGGAAACUUCCUGAAUGGAUGUCUGUGCAGAAUGAGACCUGUCCUGCAGUAGAAGGAAAGGCAUCUAUUCAGAAGAGUGUUUUCGAAGAUGACCUCCCUUUCUUAGAAUUCACUGGAUCCAUUGUUUAUAGUUUUGAAGCUAGUGAUUGUUCUUUUCUGUCGGAAGAUAUUAGCACCAGUCUAUCUACUGGAGGUGUGGUAGGAUUUGACAUGGAAUGGCCACCAAUAUACAAUAAAGGGAAACUGAGCAGAGUUGCACUGAUUCAGUUAUGUGUGUCAGAGAGCAAAUGUUACUUGUUUCAUAUUUCUUCUAUGUCAGUUUUUCCUCAGGGAUUAAAAAUGUUGCUUGAAAAUGAAGCAAUUAAAAAAGCAGGUGUAGGAAUCAAAGGAGAUCAGCAGAAACUUCUGCGUGACUUUGAUAUCGAUUUGAAGAAUUUUGUGGAGCUGACAGAUGUUGCCAAUGAAAAGCUGAAAUGUACAGAGAUCUGGAGCCUCACUGGUUUGGUUAAACACCUCUUUGGCAAACAGCUUCUGAAAGACAGAUCUAUCCGCUGUAGCAAUUGGAGUGAUUUUCCUCUCACUGAGGAUCAGAAACUAUAUGCAGCCACUGAUGCGUAUGCCGGUCUCAUCAUUUAUCAAAAAUUAGAGAUUUUAGGUGGUGCUGUGCAAAGGUUUGCUAUAAAUAAAAAAGAGGAGGAAAUGCUACCUAGUGAUGUGAAGAAACAAUUGACUUCAAUCUCUGAGGAUAUGAUGGAUCUGGCUAAGCGUCUUCCUGACACUUUGAAAAAAUUGGAAAAUCCACAGAGGAUUUCUAUACUAUUAAGUGAUAUUUCAGAAAAUCUGUAUUCAUUGAAGAAGAUGAUACCUGGUUCUACCGAGACCAUUCAGUUUUUACCAUUGGAAGAUCCAACUGCUGAUGGAGUACAACAGAAACAAAUUAGAGAACAUAAAAUUUUUACUAAAGUUAAAGAUGAGACAUGGGACACAACACUUGAUAAUUUAAUAAAACACGAUGAAGGAAAUGUACUUCAAAAUGAAGUGAAACAAGAAGAAGAUGGACUUGAAGCUGGAUUAGAAGAAGGCAAUAAGUUGAAAGAGAACACAGAAAGAAUUUGUUUGAUGUCGUUAGAUAUUACAGAACAUGAACUCCAGAUUUUGGAACAGCAGGCUCAGGAAAAAUUUCUUAAUGAUGCUACUUGCAAAUCUCCUGAGCAUUUAUCUUCCAAGGAUAAUGAAGAGGAUCUAUCUUAUGUAAUUGAAAGUGAUGAAGAUUUAGAAAUGGAGAUGAUUAAGUCUUCAGAAAAUCUAAAUACUGGCACGGCAGAUCCUGUUCAUCCAAAAUGUAUAAAAAUGGGAAGAAAUCUGGAUGUUCCUUUUGAAGAUGAUGAAGAUGAGAUUGAAGCUAUUGAAGACGAAGAAGAUGAUGCAGACCAUUCAUUACCAGGACCUAAUGCAAGCCAAAUUAAUUCCCUCAAGAUCUAUUUUGGCCAUUCCAGUUUUAAGCCGGUUCAGUGGAAGGUGAUUCAUUCUGUUUUGGAAGAAAGAAGAGAUAAUGUUGUUGUGAUGGCAACUGGAUAUGGAAAGAGUUUGUGCUUCCAGUACCCACCUGUGUAUUCAGGCAGGAUUGGCCUUGUCAUCUCUCCUCUUAUUUCUUUGAUGGAAGACCAAGUGCUCCGGCUUAAAAUGUCCAACAUUCCAGCUUGUUUUCUGGGAUCAGCACAACCAAAAAAUGUUCUAGAAGAUAUUAAAUCAGGCAAAUACCGGAUUGUAUACAUAACUCCAGAAUUCUGUUCGGGUAACUUGAGCCUACUCCAGCAACUUCAGGCCAGUAUUGGUAAAGUAAUUUUAAAGUUGCAUUUUUAACACUGUUCCUCUUGUAGUUGUCAUCCAGCCUGUUUGUAAGAAGGCAGUAGAAAUGUUGGGAAUUCAUGAGCGCUCUCCUUUUUUAAAAAUCAAUUUCAUUUCAUUCAGGUUCCAAUUGUUGCACUCACUGCUACUGCAAGUUCUUCAAUCCGGGAAGACAUUGUACGCUGCUUAAACCUGAAGAAUCCUCAGAUUACCUGUACUGGUUUUGAUCGACCAAACUUGUAUUUAGAAGUUGGGCGAAAAACAGGAAACAUCCAUCAGGAUCUUGUCCAAUUUCUUGUCCAAAAGACAAGUUCCACCUGGGAAUUUGAAGGUCCAACUAUCAUCUAUUGUCCUUCCAGAAAAAUGACAGAACAAGUUUCAGCUGAACUUAAGAAACUGAAGUUAGCUUGUGGAACAUACCAUGCAGGCUUGGAUGUUAAAUCAAGGAGAGAGGUUCAUCAUAGUUUCAUGAGAGACGAAAUUCAGUGUGUCGUGGCUACCAUAGCUUUUGGAAUGGGCAUUAAUAAAGCUGACAUUCGCAAAGUCAUUCAUUAUGGUGCUCCUAAGGAAAUGGAAUCAUAUUACCAGGAGAUUGGGAGAGCUGGCCGUGAUGGACUUCAGAGUUCUUGUCAUGUACUCUGGGCUCCAGCAGAUAUUAACAUAAAUAGGCACCGCCUUAGUGAGAUUCCCAAUGAAAAGUUUCGAUUAUACAAAUUACAGAUGAUGGGAAAGAUGGAAAAAUAUCUUCAUUCCAGAAGGUGUAGGCGAAAACUCAUCUUGUCUCAUUUUGAAGACAAACAACUACGAAAGGCCUCCAUGGGUAUUAUGGGAACUGAAAAAUGCUGUGAUAAUUGCAGGUCCAGAUUGGAUACUUGCUCUUCCAUUGAUGACUCAGAUGAUACAUCACAGGACUUUGGUCCACAAGCCUUCCAGCUAUUAUCUGCUGUGAAAAUCUUAGGAGAAAGGUUUGGAAUUGGGCUUCCGAUUUUAUUUCUCCAAGGAUCUAAUUCCCAGCGACUUCCUGAUCAGUAUCGCAGACACAGUUUAUUUGGCAGUGGCAAGGAUCAAACGGAGCAUUGGUGGAAAGCUUUGUCCCACCAGCUCAUGGCUGAGGGAUUCUUGGUAGAAGUUCCUGGGAAACGCAAAUUUGUAAGGAUUUGCACUCUUACAGAAAAGGGCAGAUGUUGGCUCCAUGAAGCUGGUACAGACUUUCCUAAGAAACUUAUCCUUCAAACUAAUGAAGAAUUAUGUCCGAGGGUGUUUCUUCUACCAAGUUCUAAAACUGUACCACCUGGCAUUGAACAGCGUUCCUCUAAUCAAGUACCAACUGAAUUAACCACAGAGAAGAAGCCUAACUUGGAGAAGAUGUAUUCUCAUAAAGGAUCUGAUAAAAUUUCUUCUGGGAGAAACAUUCCUAAAAAAAGCAUCACGGUGCAUUCACCAGGAAAAUCUUGCAAGUCCUCAGAACCUGUUAUUUCAGCUCAAGAGCAGGAGACUCAGACUGUGUUAUAUGGCAAAUUGGUUGAAGCCAGGCAGAAACAUGCCAAUGGAAUGGAUGUCCCUCCAGCUGUUCUGGCAACAAAUAAAAUACUGUUGGAUAUGGCCAGAAUGAGACCUACUACAUUUGAAAAUGUGAAAAGGAUCGAUGGUGUGUCUGAAGGCAAAGCUAAUAUGUUGACCCCUCUGUUGGAAGUUAUUGAACAUUUCUGUCAAAUAAAUAGCAUUCAGACAGACCUCUUUUUAAGGACAACACUUCAGGAAGAACAAAGGAAGAGUGUGGUGGCAAAAAAUGAAGUACGCUCCCUUUCACAGUCUGUGGCCAUCACAUAUUAUUUAUUCCAAGAAAAGAAGAUGUCUUUGAUAAGUAUAGCCAAGGACAGGAUUAUGCCUCUCACAGCAGUUGGGAUGCACUUAACCCAAGCGGUGAAAGCUGGCUGCCCGCUUGAUAUGGAACAAGCAGGCCUGACUCCAGAGGUUCAGAAGAUUAUUGUUGAUGUUAUCCGAAACCCUCCCAUCAACUCAGAUAUAAAUAAAAUUAAACUAAUUAGAAAGCUGGUUCCUGAAAACAUUGACACCUACCUUAUCCACAUGGUGAUUGAGAUCCUGGAAAAAGACUGUGACAACAGACUCUUAGACCAGCUUUCAUGUGCUUCCAACAAAAAGAGAUAUUUCCCCAACUCUGAAGAGAGCUGUUCAAGUUCUAAGAGAAGCAGGGAAGAAGUAGGUGCUAAUACCAAGCCUCCGUCUGUAACCUCAAAGAGAAAAUUACCUGAGUGGUUUGCCAAAGACAAUGAGACUUUAGCUGACACCAGCAAGAAAUCAAUGGCCAAACCAAAAAAGAAAGGUCUUUUUAGUUAACCUGGCAAUUGCCAGAGGAAUUGUGUGUGUCUUGCUCUAUUAUAAGAGAGGAGCUGUGUUUCAUUUUUGAAAAUAAUGGCGACCGAUACUUCAGUUUACAAAGUGUUCUAAUCUCAAAAGUAAAACUAACCCAUUUGUUCAACAGCUGUAAAACAGCCUUGUGCAGUUUAUGAAAGUUGAGUCUUCU